UUGCAAUACAACCAUGGCGAGUGUUUUGGACGUUUGAACGGGUUAGCCAAUGUUGGGGUUGAAGAAGAUGCCAAACAUUAGCUAGUUCGAUCGAACCUUAAUUAAUACUUCGUAUUGAACGUGUGAACGUUGAAAUCACAUCAUUUAGAUAUAUUGUGUAGAUAUCUGACAAAUACGAACCACGCGACCAAGGAAGUGAACGUGAAAGGCAGCAGGAACAAUGGUGGACAUCGGAGAAGAUGAGCUCAAAAAGCUCGAAUAUCUUUCUCUGGUUUCCAAAGUGUGCACAGAACUGGACAACCAUCUGGGAAUCAGUGAUAAAGACUUAGCUGAAUUUGUGAUCAGUCUUGCUGAAAAGAAUCCCACUUUCGACGGAUUUAAGUCGGUACUGAUCAGAAAUGGAGCGGAAUUCACGGACUCUCUAGUCAGCAAUUUGCUCAGGCUAAUUCAAACAAUGCGACCUUCAGCAAAAGCAUCUACAAGCCGAGCUGCAGAGCCUGUGGUGAAACCAAAGAGUGAGAAGGACAAGCUGAAGGAGAUGUUCCCAGCCCUGUGCCGGCCGGACAAUCCAGGCAUCAGGAAUAUGCUGGAUGAGGAUGACGUGAAGGUGGCGGCCGACGCCAUGAAGGAGCUGGAGAUGUUCAUGCCCAGUGUGAGUGGGACUGACUCCAAGAAGAGCCGACACCGGUCUGGAGAAAGCAGCAAGAAAAAGAGGAGGAGCAGGAGCCGGAGCCGCGACAGAGAGCGGGACAGGGACCGCGACCGUGACCGUGACCGCGACAGGGAGAGGGACCGGGACCGGGACAGGAGGCGACGGCACCGCUCGCGCUCCCGGUCCCGCUCCCGCUCCAGGUCUCGCUCCCGGGACCGGGGCAAGGCCCGCGUCUCGCGCUGGAAGUCCCGCAGCCGCUCCCCCAGCCCGCGGCGGGACAAAGAGAAGGGCGCCGACCGCUGGAAGGACAAGCACGUGGACCGGCCGCCCCCCGAGGAGCCCUCCGUGGGGGACAUCUACAACGGCAAGGUCACCAGCAUCAUGCAGUUCGGCUGCUUUGUGCAGCUGGAGGGGCUGAGGAAACGCUGGGAAGGCCUCGUCCACAUAUCCGAGCUCAGGAGAGAGGGGCGGGUGGCUAACGUGGCGGACGUUGUCAGCAAAGGUCAAAGGGUCAAGAUCAAGGUGCUGUCCUUUACUGGCUCCAAGACCAGCCUCAGUAUGAAGGAUGUGGACCAGGACACGGGCGAGGACCUGAACCCCAACCGGCGCCGCAACGUGGGUGGAGACGACGACAAAGAGCGUAUCGACCGGAACCCCGACAGGCCCGCGAACCUCAACCUGGGCCACGCCCCCGAGGUGGAGGAUGACACAUUGGAGCGCAAGAGGCUGACCAAGAUUUCCGAUCCCGAGAAGUGGGAGAUCAAACAGAUGAUUGCAGCCAAUGUUCUCUCCAAAGAGGAGUUCCCUGACUUUGACGAGGAGACUGGCAUUCUUCCCAAAGUAGAUGAUGAGGAAGACGAGGAUCUGGAAAUCGAGCUGGUGGAGGAGGAGCCCCCCUUCCUGAGGGGUCACACCAAGCAGAGCAUGGACAUGAGCCCUGUCAAAAUAGUGAAGAACCCGGACGGCUCUCUGUCCCAGGCGGCCAUGAUGCAGAGUGCUCUGGCCAAGGAGCGGCGGGAAGUGAAGCAGGCUCAGCGCGAGGCUGAAAUGGACUCCAUUCCCAUGGGACUCAACAAGCACUGGGUGGACCCCCUGCCUGACGCUGACGGCAGGCAGAUCGCCGCCAACAUGAGGGGCAUUGGCAUGAUGCCCAACGACAUCCCCGAGUGGAAGAAGCACGCUUUCGGAGGCAACAAAGCCUCCUACGGCAAGAAGACCCAGCUCUCCAUCCUAGAGCAGAGGGAGAGCCUGCCCAUCUACAAGCUGAAGGAGCAGCUCAUCCAGGCUGUCCACGACAACCAGAUCCUGAUUGUGAUUGGGGAGACGGGGUCGGGGAAGACCACCCAGAUCACUCAGUACCUGGCCGAAGCGGGGUACACCACCCGCGGGAAGAUCGGCUGCACCCAGCCCCGCCGCGUGGCCGCUAUGUCCGUGGCCAAGAGGGUGUCUGAGGAGUACGGUUGCUGCCUGGGACAGGAGGUGGGUUACACCAUCCGUUUCGAGGAUUGCACCAGCCCGGAGACGGUCAUCAAGUACAUGACGGACGGCAUGCUUCUGAGGGAGUGUCUGAUCGACCCGGACCUGGGCCAGUACGCCAUCAUCAUGCUGGACGAGGCCCACGAGAGGACCAUCCACACCGACGUCCUCUUCGGCCUGCUGAAGAAGACGGUGCAGAAGCGCACGGACAUGAAGCUCAUCGUGACCUCCGCCACGCUGGACGCCGUCAAGUUCUCCCAGUACUUCUACGAGGCGCCCAUCUUCACCAUCCCGGGCCGCACCUACCCCGUGGAGGUGCUGUACACCAAGGAGCCCGAGACGGACUACCUGGACGCCAGCCUCAUCACAGUCAUGCAGAUCCACCUGACCGAGCCCCCAGGAGACAUCCUGGUGUUCCUGACGGGGCAGGAGGAGAUUGACACGGCCUGUGAGAUCCUGUAUGAGAGGAUGAAGUCCCUGGGGCCUGAUGUCCCGGAGCUCAUCAUCCUGCCUGUGUAUUCAGCGCUGCCCAGCGAGAUGCAGACCCGCAUCUUCGACCCGGCGCCGCCCGGCAGCAGAAAGGUGGUCAUUGCCACCAACAUUGCGGAGACCUCUCUGACCAUCGAUGGCAUCUACUACGUGGUGGACCCUGGCUUUGUGAAACAGAAGGUGUACAACUCCAAGACGGGUAUCGACCAGCUGGUCGUCACUCCCAUUUCUCAGGCGCAAGCCAAGCAGCGAGCGGGUCGGGCCGGCAGAACCGGGCCGGGGAAGUGCUACAGGCUGUACACGGAGAGAGCCUACAGGGACGAGAUGCUCACUACCAACGUACCCGAGAUCCAGAGGACCAACCUGGCCAGCACCGUGCUGUCCCUGAAGGCUAUGGGGAUCAAUGACUUGCUGUCGUUCGACUUCAUGGACGCGCCCCCUAUGGAGACCCUGAUCACGGCCAUGGAGCAGCUCUACACCCUGGGGGCUCUGGACGACGAGGGGCUGCUCACUCGACUGGGCCGCAGGAUGGCCGAGUUCCCGCUGGAGCCCAUGCUGUGUAAGAUGCUGAUCAUGUCCGUCCACCUGGGCUGCAGUGAGGAGAUGCUGACCAUCGUCUCCAUGCUGUCCGUGCAGAAUGUCUUCUACAGGCCCAAGGACAAGCAGGCCCUAGCUGACCAGAAGAAGGCCAAGUUCCACCAGCCAGAGGGUGACCAUCUCACUCUGCUGGCUGUCUACAACUCCUGGAAGAACAACAAGUUCUCCAACCCCUGGUGCUAUGAAAACUUCAUCCAGGCGCGGUCCCUGCGCCGCGCCCAGGACAUCCGCAAGCAGAUGCUGGGUAUCAUGGACCGACACAAGCUGGACGUGGUGUCGUGUGGCAAGGCCACGGUGCGCGUGCAGAAGGCCAUCUGCAGCGGCUUCUUCCGCAACGCCGCCAAGAAGGACCCGCAGGAGGGCUACCGCACCCUCAUCGACCAGCAGGUGGUGUACAUCCACCCCUCCAGCGCCCUCUUCAACCGCCAGCCCGAGUGGGUGGUGUACCACGAGCUGGUGCUGACCACCAAAGAGUACAUGCGGGAGGUGACCACCAUCGACCCGCGCUGGCUGGUGGAGUUCGCCCCGGCUUUCUUCAAGGUGUCGGACCCCACCAGGCUGAGCAAGCAGAAGAAGCAGCAGCGGCUGGAGCCCCUGUACAACCGCUACGAGGAGCCCAACGCCUGGAGGAUCUCGCGGGCCUUCCGCCGCCGCUAGCGCGCGCCCCCGCCGUGCACCCCGGCCCCCUCUGCGGACCCCUCCCAAAUCCGCCUGCUCUGCUCGCUGUCUGAGCCAGCCUGCUCUGCUGGAGCUUUCGACCUCCUCUUCGAAACCUACCUUCAUUCUCUCAUGUGGUACAGGUGUUUUCUGCUCAGUUAGGGUGGCAGUUUACUUUUGUAAUUUCACUGCUCAGUGAAUACUGGAACUGAUAUGUGAGCGAACGUUGUUGCAUGCCUUGUGCAUUUACAUCAGCGAUGGAGGCUGGCGCUCGCUUUAGGGUUGGGGUUUGGAUAAGGGCUUAUUUUGGGUUUGAGGGUAGAGGGAGAGGAGUAAUGGUAGGACCAGGAUUCCUCUGAUAAUGGUAAUUACAAAACUGCCACCUUUUUUCCACAUUACU
Megalops cyprinoides (Indo-Pacific tarpon) is the source of this 4271-nucleotide messenger RNA. It is a transcript of the gene dhx8, whose product is annotated as DEAH (Asp-Glu-Ala-His) box polypeptide 8. Bases 221 to 3871 code for a protein of 1216 amino acids. Gene Ontology annotation, cellular component: intracellular anatomical structure; catalytic step 2 spliceosome. The transcript is spliced from 23 exons. The record is from RefSeq and is a predicted model, not a curated record. Gene Ontology annotation, biological process: mRNA splicing, via spliceosome; spliceosomal complex disassembly. Gene Ontology annotation, molecular function: RNA binding; RNA helicase activity; ATP binding. Lineage: Eukaryota; Metazoa; Chordata; Actinopteri; Elopiformes; Megalopidae.